AUGUCAAGCCUCUUAGAGCCCAUCAUUGUCGGCGGAAAGCUUCCGCUGAGAAACCGUGUGGUCAUGGGCUCCAUGACCCGGAAUCGCUGCGUCGACCGCAUGCCCGGUGCAGCACAAGUCAAGCAUUACGCAGACAGAGCCAGGGACGGCGUCGGCCUGAUUGUGAACGAGGGCACCUUUGUAGACUGGACUGGCUGCGACUGGCAAUGGUCGCCCGUCAUGAUCGAGAUGGAGCAUGCCGAGGCAUGGCGGAAAGUGACCGAUGCCGUCCAUGAAGCCGGUGGGAAGAUCUUUUUCCAAGCCUGGCACGCAGGUCGGAUUCAGCAUGACCAAAUGCCAAUCAUGAAAGAAAAGGGUGGACGUGUCCUGGCGCCAUCCAGCAUCAAAGCUGAAGGGGGGAAAUAUCGUGACCUUCCGGGUCAGCCGGGGCAUACGGAUAAUGUUGAGGAAAUCAAGAACCCCCGUGACGUGAUCGAUACCUAUCGACACUCCGUUCUGCUGGCUAAACACGCAGGCUUUGACGGCGUUGAGCUGCUGGCCCAAGGCGGUUAUUUACCCCAUCAAUUUCUCAACACUCGUUCAAACAAGCGAACAGAUAGCUAUGGAGGUUCAGUAGAAAACCGCUGCCGAUUCACCCUUGAAUUAGUCGAUGCCAUCAGCGAGGUAUUCGGGGGACCCGAGCUAGUCUGCGUCAAGAUCAACCCCACGGACUUCUACAAUGACUCCGCGACCACUUUUGAGGAGAUGAAACAGACCUACACGUUCUUGAUCAAGGCGCUCGUUGACCGCCGGGUGGGCAUCGUUAACCUUGGCCGCCGCGGAAUUGAUCCCAAUGCAGGCACCGGGGACUUCUUCGGACGCAGUGGUCGACCCGAGGAAUUCCCUCUGCCCCCUGGGUACGACCCUGUCUUGGACUUUGGCCCGCUGGUCAAGUAUCCCGGCAGCCCGUCCUUGCUCAUGGCUAACCAUGAUUAUACACCUGAGGAGGCGGACCGGCUGGUCAAAGAAGGGAAGCUGGACUUGAUAACCUUUGCGAGGCCCUUUAUCUAUAACCCGGAUGUAAUCUCGCGCAUCAAGAAUGGCAUUCCUUUCGCCCAGAAUGAUCGGGGCAAGACUGUGCACUACGGACCCUAUCGGGCACCCGACGAGAACUACAAUGACUGGCCUGCUGCUUCCCUGUAG
Aspergillus aculeatinus CBS 121060 is the source of this 1182-nucleotide messenger RNA. RefSeq names its product FMN-linked oxidoreductase. Gene Ontology annotation, molecular function: FMN binding; oxidoreductase activity. The transcript has 6 exons. Lineage: Eukaryota; Fungi; Ascomycota; Eurotiomycetes; Eurotiales; Aspergillaceae. The record is from RefSeq and is a predicted model, not a curated record. Bases 1 to 1182 code for a protein of 393 amino acids.